AUGACGGUUCGCGACCCGAGCGGAUCGCCAAGAAUCGACGUUAUCGGCGAUCGUGCUAAGCGAAGUUGCGCUCUCGAUGCGACGGACUCGACGGAUGGAUUUCGGAACGUCAGGACUGCCGACGACGAACGCCGCACUUGUUGCGUCUCGGUCGACGCGACCACGUUUCUCUCGCGGCGCGGACCAGCCCGGGUAAUACGUGACCUUAUCGUCGAGCGGCGGAAUCGACGAGCUGAUAGCGCCCUGCUGGCUCGCAGCAGGUCAGUCGCGGGAGGUGAGGAGAUAUUCCGCAGCACGGUGGACAGUAUUACGAUAGGAAGGAAAGAUUGGUUUUUCGAGGCUUCGUUCUUCGGUACCACGGACUUUCCCAAGUGCAACGAACGUAUCUUAUCCACUUCGAGUAUCGUGCCCCAUGAAGUGACCGGAGGAUCGUCUGUCCGCGAGAUCGACAGCGACGUUAACACGGAGAACCUUCGGACCAGUGAUUCCGCCAGGUUGAUCGAAAUCGAUACAGUCGAAUCCUCGUACGACGAGCAGCCGUGCGUUCCCGCUGAGGAGAUUGUACGCCGAAGAGACGCGUCGUCUACGGUGCGAUUUCCCGCGAAACUCGAUCCCGGUGGACGUGCGUGGCGGACCAAGACGGACACGCGCUGGAAAUUGCCGAGAAUCGGUCCCGUCCAGCGAACUUUUCUGCUGGGACUACUUGCGACGAGUCUGCUCUGCGACAUGGUACUGUCCGCGCCGUCAUCAUCGUCAGUUCUCGAGGACGAUGUUGAAGAGAAAGAGCUGGGGAUGCCGAGGAACAGCCUCGGCGAUGAUGAGCUGGAGAUCAUCAGGAGGAGCAUUAUACAAGGCCUCGGGCUCCAGAGGAUACCUGAUCCUUCAAAGGCGAACGUGAGCCAGGCCGAGUACGAGAGAGCGCACAGAGAGUACCUGAAACAAGUGCAGCUGUCGCACGAUGGACAGAAGUUUAGAACGCGACGGGACCUCCAUGUAUUCCAGGCUGCUGAACAUCCGGGGAACAAAUCGAGCCUUGGUUUCAGCCGGAGAGGAGGGUACCAUCGUCACUCCCUGUACUUUCCCGUCGCGAUUUCCGGCGACGCGGAGGACGUCACGGUCGAUCACGCGUCCCUGAGAUUUCUUCUUCAAGGUGAUCACAGACGUCCACGUGAUCUCGAGGCGCUGGUCUAUCUCCGCACGCCGACCUCCCGACGUCUCCUGCUGCGGCGCGAGAUCCCGCAGGGUGAGCCGACGGGUUCCCGGUGGAUGGAAUUGGACUCUACCGAGGCAGCUACGAGCUGGCUCGAGUACGGUCUGGAGAACCAUGGCCUCGAACUGGAAUUUCUUCACGAUAGCCGGCCGACACGCCGCGAGGUUUCCCACGCAACGUUGAACGUGUUCACCAUGUCGGAACCUGGAAGUGGUAGAAGGAAGAGGUCCACUCCCGAGGAACUGAUGCCACUGCACAAGGGUCGGCGCAGCCGGUGCAAGGGUGACAACAACAAGAAAUGCUGCCGGCACGAGUUGACGGUGAUGUUCAAGGAUCUAAAGGGCUUCGAGUUCAUCGUAUACCCGAAGGGCUUUGAUGCCGGUUACUGUAAAGGCCGUUGCCCGCCUCGGUACAAUCCAGCGCAUCAUCACGCCUUGCUACAGAGCCUGUUGUGGAAGGAGGACCGGAAGAGGGUACCUAAGCCGUGCUGUGCACCCAGCAAGCUCGACCAGCUGAUGAUCGUCUACUUCGACGAGAACCAGUCAACGCAGCUGAAGGUGUCCUAUUGGAAGAACAUUCAGGUGUUGGAAUGCGCCUGCUCGUAAAGAAGAGGAGAGGAAAAGAGAGUGAAACAGUCUACCAUGGCCGAGGACUCACCAAAGAAUCGUCCGAAUUGUAGUUCGGUGAUGCCAUCCGCAUUCGCGUUAAGAUAC
Molecule: messenger RNA, 1923 nt
Organism: Cyphomyrmex costatus
Lineage: Eukaryota; Metazoa; Arthropoda; Insecta; Hymenoptera; Formicidae
Gene: mav
Product: TGF-beta domain-containing family member maverick
Exons: 3
Coding region: 1-1815 (604 amino acids)
Cellular component (GO): extracellular region
Molecular function (GO): growth factor activity; cytokine activity
Source: RefSeq, a predicted model, not a curated record